UGUCGCUGAAAUUCAAAAGGUUCACAUCAGAAUAAGAAGAGUAUAAAAACGUGAAGAAGUGUUGUUUUUGCUGUAGUGGGAGUGAAGGUUACCUUUGGUAGUUUUUCAAGGAAGUUUGCGAAUGCGUUCCCUUAAAUCACGUGGUUUCUGUAUUAUGGCGGCAAUGGUUGGACUCCUUGUUCGCACAAACUGCACCUGCUGCUAUGUCCUGUAGUCAGUACUCUGUAUCUUCAGGCAUUUUGUAAAAAGCAGAUAAGAAAUAACUAACUUUGCCACAUGGGCUUGCGCUGAUCAAGCGAUAACCCAUUUCAUCUGCAGAAAGAUGGUAAUCCGUUCAUGUGGUGUUUUUCUUCUACUACCACUAUCACUGCAUUUAAUGUCCAAUAGGACGAUUCCAUUUCUAUAAUGCAGUUCUAUAAUGUAUUGCUCUGAAGGAGGCGGAAAUUUUGCUCUUUAUCUUUUUUUUUACUAUUUACAAGAACAUGCAACGCUUGUGUGAACAAAACUACUUGGUUUUUGCCCAAACCUUGACAAUACAUGAAGUACGUGCAAUACACAUACUGAGAAAAAAGAAUCAACCCUUAGUUAAUUUUUUAGCCCAGAUUGCAAUGGGAUUGUUUUGCUGAGGCAUUCCCAGAGUUGUUGAUUGACUUUUGAGGCUGUGCGUAUCGGUCUGCCCUUUACUGUACAUGUUGUUCUGUUAGACUUAAACUCUUAACUAUAUUGUCUAAACCCACAGGAUGCACUUCAGCUGAAUCAUUGAUUUGUCUUUUUUUAACAUCACUUUUUUUUAGCUUGCAUAUACAGUAAUGCUAACUUUUCACUGUGAAGAGUGAGAGUUGCAAAACCAUAGUUAACUAUUUAUUUCAUGCUUCUAUUCUCUUGCAUGUUCUCUUCCAUUCUUUUGCAACACAUAAAAAGCAAAUACUGCGUUAAAGAUGUCCAGUUUUAGGAGUGAAUACUACUGAACUGCAUACAUAACUGUUUCCAGAGUAUCAGGAAGUAAGGGUUUACUAGAGUCAGUAAUCGAGGCUGAUUGUCAUCUGUGACUAUUAAAGCCUAGUCUAAAUAGAAGCGACAGUAUUAUGACCAGUUCACACAGAUAUAGCCUCUUAGCUAUGGGUUUUAUGGCCACAAAAGGCUUUCGGUUGCUAGGCAGAUGCAAGCUUUCUCAGUCAUGUCCUGCAACAAGCCACAAUACCUUUUUAGCAUUACAACUGUUUCUAUGAAUGUGAUUCUCAUAAAUUAAAAUCUUUUACAUUUAAAUUUAUGCCUAGGCUGAAUUGCUUCUAUAUUAUGUUUGUUUCUUUUUUUGCCAGGUGGCAGAAUAAGCUUUCAAUGUAUCAGAGAGAUCAACAAAAUUAACAACCUACUGUAAAACAACACGAGCAGCUGAUCAUCCUCGCUGUUCCAAAUGUUGUAGCUUCCUUAGUGCAAAUCAGAAAGUGCUUUCUUAUAUAUUCAAAAUGAAAAAGAGGGGAAAGAUCAAAGGCACUCAUCAUUACAGAAAUAAAGACCUCAAUUGCUGUGCUUGCUGUCCUUGCUCUUAAGAGUGGAAGGUGAAGCUUAAAAAGAGCCUUUUAGAGCUUUUAGGCUGUUCUGGAUUAAAGAUUUUUUUACUUUUGAGUGAACAUUGAUUUUUCUUUCUAUCUACAAGCCUAAAAGCACGAUUCUUUGUUGUCUAUUAAACUGUAAUCACAUAAGAACCUUUAUUAGAAACUAACAUGGAGCAUCCGUAUUUACCCUCAUGCCUUUAUACUUACAACCUCAUAUUACACUUUCUGAUUCUACUGUAAUGCUACUACAGACUAAAUGUGAUCGUAAGGAUACAAUUCUUCUUCUUCCCUCUCCACAAACGUGAUGAGUCAGGUGUCCUAACGUUACUACCUGGUUAAAAUGUAAUCUCUCUAUAACCUCUCUAUCAUGUCUCUCUCUCUCUAUCGCCUCUGUCUCUUAGCCCCUACGCUUUCAAUAUUAUCGAAUUUAUCUGUUAUUAACAUGUAGCCAAGUGCUAAUAGUGUUUUCAGUAAUGCGUGCAAUGUUGUUGCCUAAAGUGAUCACACCAUUCCUGCACAUGUAUGGUGAACUCCUCUGACUGGCCCAUUCAUUGCUGAUUUAGGGCAUCAAAUGUCUUAUACACUGCCUCUUAUCAUUUACAGCCUUCACAGCACAAUGCCUCAAGCUGAUUACCUUUAACCCACACAAUAAGAGUUAGUGUAAUGAAACCCCUGAUUUAAAUGAGUGGGUUAGGCACAUGUUGAUGGAUUCAUGCAAAGGUGGUCUUUUGGAGUGCGUUUUUAACAUCCCUGACCCAAAAUAGGAGGGGGAUCUUGGUGACACCUGUUCAACUUGUACUUUUGAAGACAAAAAUCUGUAAUGAUUAUUAAUCUUUUUUUUUUAAACAAAUAAAUAUGCUAACUGAUAUGAAGCCAUAGACAAUGACGACUGAACAGUAAUAUAUAAAAAUUAUGAAAGAAGAAGAAAUUAAAAGCAGGUUUGUUGGUGAUGUUUAAAGUAGCAGUCAGAUUAUUUAGAAACUUGUAGUAGAAAAAGAGUAAAAAAAGAGUUAAAAACAGUGGGUUGGGUGAACCCAUGGUGUGUAUGUGGAUGCCUUAAUGGGAGUUAUCAGUGUUUUCUACUUCACUGCGUGUCCUUAUAGAUUAUAUCUGCUGAGGUGGUGGUGCUAUUACUUCACCAAUGAUUAGAUUAGGAAACCUGGGAAGGACACCCACGCACGCACACACACACACACACACACACACACACACACACACACGUCAGAUGCACAUUCACACAUGUUACUGUCUGUAAGAACAAACGCCCAAAUUUGUGCAAGUGUUCUCCAAAUAAAUAAAUAAAAGAGCAAUGAAAGACAGAGGAGGGAAAGGAAAUGUGUCUUUUCUCACUAUCUAUUCAUCCCUGUGAUAAGUGUAUGAGAGAAGGUUAGAUAAGUGAAGUGUAAUAAGGUGAGAAGAACCCCAGCUCCUCCCCUCCUUAUUGUUCAAGGCCCAAUCAGAUCAGAUUAUGGGUCUUUUAUGUCAGGGAUCUCCCUUGUUAUUUCUGAAAGAAAUAGAUGAAACGGAGACAGGACUCUAGGAAAAAGAGAAGAGAAGAGAAGAGAAGAGAAGAGAAGAGAAGAGAAGAGAAGAGAAGAGAAGAGAAAACCAGGCUCAAACAGGAAUGAAGUAUCCUCCUACUCCUCAGAGUAAAACUCUGUUAGAUAUGGAAGUAGCCAACUACUGUGAAGGCCUGGAUCCUUCGUACAACACGCUGGGCUUUGAGCAUGCAGAGGUACUCUAUGUAGGAAGAGACAGCAUGCCGACAGAGCCAAGCCUGCCUGGUCCAGAUGGGAUCAUUAGUAACUGUGCGAUCUGUGGAGAUAAAGCCACAGGGAAACACUAUGGAGCCUCCAGCUGUGAUGGCUGCAAAGGCUUCUUCAGACGCUCAAUACGCAAGAGCCACGUCUAUACCUGCAGGUUCAGCAGACAGUGUGUUGUGGAUAAAGAUAAGAGGAACCAGUGUCGUUUCUGCAGACUCAACAAAUGCUUCAGAGCUGGCAUGAAAAAAGAAGCUGUACAGAAUGAGAGGGAUCGGAUCAGUUCCCGAAGAAGUAUCUCCGACUCCCAAGACCUUCCAACCAUUACUAUUUUGGCCCAAGCAGAAUCAUUGUCCCACCAGAGCACUACUCCGGGUGGAAUAGCAGACUUGUCAGAGCAGAAGUCAGCCACUGUAGGGGACAUAUGUGAUUCUAUGAAACAGCAGUUAUUGGUGUUGGUGGAAUGGGCCAAAUAUAUUCCUACUUUUGGAGAACUUCCACUGGAUGACCAGGUGAGCUUGCUUCGGGCUCAUGCUGGUGAACACCUCUUGCUUGGGGUUGCCAAAAGGUCAAUGCCAUUCAAGGACUUCCUGCUUUUAGGUAAUGGCUGUGUGAUCCACAGAGACAGUCCUGAACCAGAGAUCUGCAGGGUAGCCAACAGAGUCCUGGAUGAACUGGUGCAGCCCUUCCAGGAAAUACAAAUAGAUGACAACGAGUUUGCAGCACUCAAGGCUAUUGUCUUUUUUGACCCAGAUGCAAAGUCUUUGCGGGAUCCUUCGAAGAUUAAGACCAUGCGACUGCAGGUUCAGAUGAGUCUGGAAGACUACAUUAAUGAUCGUCAGUAUGACUCCAGGGGUCGUUUUGGAGAGCUGUUACUCCUGCUGCCCACCCUGCAGAGCAUCACCUGGCAGAUGAUCGAACAGCUCCAGUUCAUUAAGUUUUGCGGCCUGGCCAAGAUAGACAACCUGUUGCAUGAAAUGCUUCUAGGAGGGCUUACAACAGAACCCACACACCUGCACCAUUCAGCACACACCCAGCUGGCCCAGGACCCUGUGACUGGACACACAUUGGUCAUCAGUACCAUGCCUGUCAAUCACACUCCACAAAUAGCCUCUCCAGACACUCCCAUCCCAUCGCCCCCGCAGGGUCCUGCACCGGAAAUGUACAAACAUUUUCCCCAGCCUGUUUGUCCUCCAGCGAGCCCUUCACCUUCUGCACAGACAGACCCCUGACUCUUUCCUGCAUUAUGUCAACGAAUCUGACAGCAGAUCAGUUUCCUUGCCCCCUGUUCAUUAUCCAGGCAUGGUAUGAAAAUUAUGACAGAAAUCUCUGUUCAGUGUCAGCAGUUAGACUUCCCUACCCCAUGACUCCUGGAGCUCCUGAUACAAUAUCCUAACCAGUUAUGUGCACCACGUUUCGGGCCUAUUUUCUUACAGUGGCAAAACUCACAAAAGAAAAGUACAAUUUUUAUGCAGUCUUUUUCAGGUACUAGCCUGUCUGUGCGUGUCUGCGUGUGUGUCUGUGCUUAUUUGCUUAUUUCCUGGCACCAGAGUGUUUGGCAGCGCAGGCUCUGGGUAUCCUGAUCAGGCGGCGCAGUCAAAUAUUGGUGCUCAUUUUAGCACAAAAUUGUAUUUGCCUUAAAACACGCUCAGACCAUGUCUUACCCACAGUCAUCACACCGCAGCAAGAAUGAUACGUGUGUUUCCACUGUAGUCACUGAUAUGAAAGAGGGAUUGUAUUUAAGUUGCGAUGAUGGCACAGCAGCAACUUUAUUAUUCAUUUAAAUCUCCAGACUUGGCAGCAGGAUCCGUCAACUAAAGGCAUGUUCUCUGUUUUUCUGAGCAUCACACUAGAAAGCUAUUUCUCAGAGAUUUAACAGUGAAAUCAUCUGGAGUAAUGCAGCUGUCCCCAGGACGAGUCCCGAGCUCCAUCAAAAUACGUGCGUAUAUGUAUAUAUAUAUAUAUAAUAUGUGUAAUACAAAGUCCACACUCUGUCUAAACUUAUAUAUAUUCACAUUACAUUUGUAUAAUAUUUCAUUUUGACCACUGGAAUCAUGUUCAUAAAUAUCUGCUCACAUGAUGUUCAUCCAACCUGAAUGUUAAACAAGUUAGCAUGUUGGUGAAAACAUUUUAAAACAAGCUCAAAUGCAUGCGUUCCAAUUUUGUUUUUAAAUAUCAGGGAUAGACUCCCGGAUGGGUCCAGUAACCUUUAAUUUUGCAGUGCUGAGUAGUGAAGAUAAAAGCUUGCAGCACACCGGAAGAAAAAAAAAAGUCCAGAUGGUGGCAGCAGGAGCUCUCUUCAUGGUUUCGCUGAAUUUCAGUCUGACCGUUGGUUUAACAAAAUUAUCUCUAAGUGACCCGAAGACCGUUUAUUUUGUUUGAUGAGUAUUUUAAACUGGUAUUUUGCAGAAAGACUCAUUUAUAUUUAGAAUGCUGACUUUACUUUUAAGACAUAAAUGGGUCUGUUUAAAUAAGCACAGCUGACAGCCUAUUUAGGGUGUUGUAUCUUAAUUUUUAUUUUGAAAUUAGUGAGCUUUCUAUUUCACCUGUUGCUUCUUUCGUGUCUGAGCCUCCAUCUCUGUUCUGUCUCAAGAAAAUAGAACCCUCAGAGUUUAAUAUUCUGCUGCAAAACUGGGAUUAAUGAAGCAAGCUGUGCAUCUAUGUGGUCACUUAAAACCAUUAACUGACUGAUGGUAUUCAAGUCAGUAAGGCACCCUUCUUGCUUAGUGAAAUGAAAAUGCUUUUUUAACUUUCUUCCUGUCUUACAUUUCUUACUUGAUUGGUUAUACAUAUAUAUAAAACAUAUAUCUACUGUAGAUCAAUCCUAAUGUACUAAACUGUCACAAACAAGUUUAUAGGAAAAAAAGCUAUUGCAAAAAAAAAAAUAUAUAAAAAAAAAAUAAAGAUACUCAGGAAAAAAAGCUGGCUAUCAAAAAAAUAAUACUGUUCUUUUGGAUCUAAUACAUCAACUGUGCUCACCUCUAAACUACAGUAUGUAAACAGGAAGUACAUGACAGUUAUGCAACAAAAUUAUAUAUAUAUUUAAAUUUGUGGUUAAUAUUUGAUACUGAGUUAUAAUACACAUAACUUACACGAUGAGACUUGACUGAUAUACCUACAUAUAUUAAUAUAAUAAAGAUCAGCGUUGCAGUAAUGAAAUUCAUGAUAAAUGCAGAAAGGACUGUGGAUAAUAUUUAACUUGCUGUAUAUAUUCAAAAUUACAUAAACUAUUGGUUGGUUUGUACUGAUGAUGUGUACAUUUCUGAAUUUAUAUGUUGAUUAAAAGACAAUCUUUAAGAA
This is a messenger RNA of Oreochromis aureus, 6616 nucleotides long. RefSeq names its product hepatocyte nuclear factor 4, gamma (gene hnf4g). Gene Ontology annotation, biological process: regulation of transcription by RNA polymerase II; cell differentiation; anatomical structure development. The record is from RefSeq and is a predicted model, not a curated record. Bases 3181 to 4548 code for a protein of 455 amino acids. Gene Ontology annotation, molecular function: nuclear receptor activity; RNA polymerase II cis-regulatory region sequence-specific DNA binding; nuclear steroid receptor activity. The transcript is spliced from 11 exons. Gene Ontology annotation, cellular component: nucleus. Lineage: Eukaryota; Metazoa; Chordata; Actinopteri; Cichliformes; Cichlidae.